AUGGAAUAUAGAAUACAUUUAUAUCAAGAAGAAAUGAAAAUGAAAAUUUUAGGGUUUAGUUCAAUCAGCUUUCUCCGUAUAUUUUCCUAG
This is a messenger RNA of Debaryomyces tyrocola, 90 nucleotides long. Lineage: Eukaryota; Fungi; Ascomycota; Pichiomycetes; Serinales; Debaryomycetaceae. The record is from the annotation of a GenBank genome assembly.